AUGGGUCGUUCCGGGAUCAAGACCACACGGCAGCCGUCGUCGCUGUCGCGUUCAAAGCAACGCCGUUCGACAAUUGGAGGAAAGUCACGGUCCCCGCAGCUCAAACUCAAGCUGAAGAAAAAUAACAAACGCAGGGCUCCACCCUCCAUAUCGAGUGAUAACUCGUCCAGUGAAGAUAUGAAUACCGGUGAUGAGGAAGACGAUGAUGACGACAACGGGGACUCGAGUGAAGAUGACGACGAGGACUCGACCCCGGCAGCAUUUGCCCCGUCUUAUGGUGGCAAGAGACGACUUGGCCAUAAGACGGGGCGUACUGGUGGAAUUUCACUGCUGCAGGGUCGAAAGAAGUUGAAGAUGGUGCGCGGCCAGCGUGGAGUCGCUGAUGAUGUUCGCUCUGUCAGCUCCGUCAGUUCCGUUAGCCCUGGUGACUCGGACGGUUCUGACGAUUCUGAUGAUUAUCAGGGAGUCGAUGAAGUUAGUGGAGGCGAAGAUGAAGAGCUGAUGCUAGAACAGCUUGAAGAAGAGGUCAUUCUCGAGUCUGAAAAUGAACGGUCUGUUUCUAUCAAGUUCGCAGCGGCCGCCAGUGGUGGCGGUGAUGAGUGGACUGGGCUAGAUGACCUUGAGCAUCGCCCAUUCUACUCUGCUGGGUCCUUCUUUGAUGACGAGCAUCUUCUCAUGCAGUCCGGAGGACACAGUGAUAUCAUCGUUGAUGCAGGUUUGACCAGCGAGGCGGCUGAGACCCCUGUCCAACGACGAGUUCACUUUGAGUCGGAUGACUCGUCCGACUCUGAUGAGAAAUCUAGUGAUGAUGAUGAAUUGCUUCCAGAUUUCCUACAUCAGGAUAGACUUGAUCCUGAUCUACGACGCAUGAUCGAGACGGAUUCAGGACUACACAGGCGAACACGAAGUCCCAAUGAUCUUUUCAUUAACAGUGACUUCUGUGACUUGCCUGAUAACAUCUACCAUGUGGAAGAAUCCGAUAACUCGAUGGGAAGUUCAAGUGGUUACGAAUCUGAUGAUGGCGAAACCACUGAUGAGGAAGAUUACCUUCCGCUAGCCACCAUCACUCAUCCAAGGUCUAUCCUCCGCAGGGAGUCGAGUGCUUCACUCUCUGCAGAUGCAGAGGAGACCAGGGCGGACUCCAGCGCUCCUCAAAGAGGCCCUCUUAGAGGAACCUUCAUUGCUGACCCGCAUAAACCUGUUGCUGUCGUUGCUCCCAAUGGCAGACAACUGAUUCUCAUCCCCCCUUAUGCAUCUUCCCGCCAUGACUGGCUCGAGUCCGCUGCUGGCAGCUUGGCCAACACAGCCAACAAUUCUCCACGUACCAAUACGCUCCACACUAUCGACGACAGCGAUACUGACGCAUUGGUAUCUCCCCGUAACACUGAGAUGAGCCCAAUGCUAAGCUCCAAUGCCAACCUGAUGAUGAGUGCACUGGGCAACGACUCAGUAGGCCAAGUCAUGGGUCCGCCUGAGGCAUUCUACCCUACCAAUGGCUACUCCAUGGACGCUAGCUACGAUGAAGAAGAAGACGACAGCGAAGCCAUGCUAAACGUCGACGACUUCAUUGACUUCGGCGAUGGCUCAUCUGCUGAUGAAGGUGAACUAGACGACUUGGACGAUCCUACUUCUCCAACCGCCCCUUCAACCAUUGGAUGUCUAACACCAACGCCUCGACGCACAUCCGGUGCCACGGAGGAUGACCAAACGCCCACGCAAGCAAGCAGUGCCGAGCGUCUUCUUAACCACCUCGAUCGCGGCAUCGUCACUGCCUUCCGCCGUAACCAUAACAGAUACCAGGCCCUCAUCAGACUCCCACAUCACAGGGAGUUUUUGCCUGCUAACUCACCCUCUCAGCCUGCAAGUGCCUUCAAGCGCUCUAAUCCUCGCACUCCAACGAGGAAGAGACAAGCAAGUACGUAUCUAGGCAGCGAGGCCGUCCGGCGAAAGCUGGUCGACUCACAUCGCAGCCGGAGAAAUACUAUUGCAUAUUAA
This is a messenger RNA of Arthroderma uncinatum, 1995 nucleotides long. RefSeq lists its product as uncharacterized. The transcript is spliced from 2 exons. NCBI's taxonomy places the organism in Eukaryota, Fungi, Ascomycota, Eurotiomycetes, Onygenales, Arthrodermataceae. Bases 1 to 1995 code for a protein of 664 amino acids. The record is from RefSeq and is a predicted model, not a curated record.